Molecule: messenger RNA, 807 nt
Organism: Alternaria rosae
Lineage: Eukaryota; Fungi; Ascomycota; Dothideomycetes; Pleosporales; Pleosporaceae
Product: ubiquitin-conjugating enzyme E2 6
Exons: 2
Coding region: 1-807 (268 amino acids)
Source: RefSeq, a predicted model, not a curated record
AUGGCGACACCAGCAGCUACCAAGCGCCUUACAAGAGAAUACGCUUCCAUUUCCAAAUCACCACCUCCAUUCAUUACUGCGCACCCUUCGGACAGGAACAUCCUAGAAUGGCACUACAUCAUCACUGGCCCACCAGACACACCCUAUCACGGCGGCCAGUACUGGGGCACGCUGAACUUCCCGCCCGACUAUCCCUUUGCGCCGCCCGCAAUCCGCAUGCACACACCGUCCGGUCGAUUCCAGCCCAGCAGCCGGCUAGCUUCAAACCCCGCAUGGGAGGUCAGCACGAUUCUGACGGGCCUGCUGAGUUUCAUGACCAGCGACGAGAUUACUACUGGUAGCGUCCGGGCAUCAGAAGCAGAGCGGAAACUCUUCGCCAAGCGCACACGGUGGUGGAACAGCACAGGCGGCGGCAGCAAAGCAUCUGGGUCAGACAACGCCGGUGGUCGCCAGAACGGCAACAUCAGGGCUGGAGAUGGUGGCGCAAAGUUCAGACACGAGUGGCCGGACGUGGACGAGGAGAAUCUCAAGUGGAUGAAGGAGAACCGCAUCGAUCCCCUCACGGGCCUACCACGGCCGGCAGCACCAACCCCUUCGCAGCAGCCAGCCUGCUCGCCCGACGUAUCUGGUCUGCGACGGCGCCCCGGCACAAGCGCAACGGUUGUUCAGGAUGCAGCGCAAAUAGCGCGCGAUGCAGGUCAAGGCUGGCUGAGCCGCAACAAGUGGAGGAUCGUUUUCGGAGCGAUGAUGCUGUACAUCCUAGUCGCGAGGGUACUAGGCGACGGAGCAAUCGCGACUCCUGCUUAG